This is a messenger RNA of Ichthyophthirius multifiliis, 2830 nucleotides long. RefSeq names its product protein kinase, putative. Gene Ontology annotation, molecular function: ATP binding; protein kinase activity. Gene Ontology annotation, biological process: protein phosphorylation. NCBI's taxonomy places the organism in Eukaryota, Ciliophora, Oligohymenophorea, Hymenostomatida. The record is from RefSeq and is a predicted model, not a curated record. The transcript has 6 exons.
UAAUAAUAAAUUCCAAUGUAACCUUAAUAAUAACCUCUUUCUUAUCGAAUUAAUACUGAUUAAUCAAAAUCUCCUCGAAGAGAAAGCAGCAGCUUAUCAAGAAGUUAAAGUGGAGCAAAUAAUUAUUAAUAAUAUACAGAAACAUAUUAUUUAACAGGAUGGGGAAAUUCCAAAAGUGGUUAACUAAGUGCUUCUAAACUGACAACAAACGCCAUCCAAUCAUUUGGAAAUGGAAUUAUAAAUAUAAGUGGUGGAGAAAAUCAUACAAUGAUAAUAGAUUAAAAAUAAGAAUUAUAUGCAUGUGGAAACAAUUUAUAUGGUUAAUUGGGUAUAGAGGGUGCUAAUAUAAUAAUGAAACCAACAAUAAUACCUGUAAAAAAUAAAUAAAAAUUAUAAAAAGAUAUAUAUAUAUAUAUAAAGCAUCUUAAAGAUAUAAAAAUAUCAAUGGUAAGUUGUGGUUCAGAUCAUACAUUUGCACUAACUAAUAAAGGCGAAGUAUAUUGCUGGGGUUUAAAUUUAAAAGGAUAAUUAGGUAUAGGAAAUUUCGAAAGUUAACACUAACCUGUUUUAGUGUAUUCUUUAUUACCUUUUGGUUAAAAUAAUUAAAAAGUUAAAAAGAAACAAGAGGAGAAAAACGCUGAUUUAACAAAUCAUAAAAGACUUAAAAGUUCUAAUGACUUGCCUUUAAAUUCUGAGGAGAAUUGCUUAAAAGAAAGGUCAAAUUCUAUCGAAAACAUGAUGGAAUAAUUGAAUACUAUAAAAUAAAUUUCUAAUAAAACUCUAAAAAAUUCCAAUAAUUAUAACAUUUUCGGAGGAAGUGAUGUUUUGACUGAAAUUGUACUUGGAAAUGAUGAAGUUGUGACUAAUAUGUCGUGUGGAACACUCCAUACAAUUGUUUUAACCAAUAAAAAUAGAAUGUUCUCUACUGGUUAUGGUGAAACUUAUGCUUUAGGACAUGGUGAUAAAUAGACUUUGUGUUAGUUUAAAUAUAUUAAUACUAUGUAGAAGUUUUAGCCUUCUUAUGGAAAAAAUUCGACUGAUUUAUCACCUAAAAUUGAAAAAAUAGAUAAGAUUUCAUGCGGGUUAACACAUUCGUGUUGUAUUAUGGGAGGAAAAGCCUUUAUGUGGGGAAUUUUGGGAUAGAAAGAGUCUCUUAUUUUCUAAACUCCGACCGAAGUUGAAUUUUAAUAAGGAAAUAAUAACUCUUUUAAUAUUAUAGAUGCUAAAGCAGGAGAUUGUUUUACUUUGUUUUUAAAUAAUAAAGGAGAAGCAUAUACUAUUGGGGAAAAUAUAGAUGGAUAAUUAUGUACAGAAAUAAUUAAAAAUAAUAAUUUUAAUAAUUAUUAUGAAUAUCCAAUUAAAGUUUAAAAUAUACCAAUAAUAAAUUAAAUUGCCGUAGGAAAGAAUCAUUGUCUUGUUGUUUCUGCUGAUUUUAAAAAUAUAUAUGGAUGGGGAGCUAAUUGCUAUGGUUAAGUAACUGGUAGAUUAACAAAAAAUACAUAAAUUAUAUCUGCAGUUAAAGUGUAAUAAUUAAGUUCUGAAAUAAAGGAUAUUAAAAUAAUAUGCGGAGCAUACCAUACUAUGAUGCUGUGUAAUAAAGGACUUUCUGGAAAGGAGUUUAUAUAGAAAGAAGAUGAAAUUUAAAAUAGUUAAAGUGGAAAUAUUAAUAAUAAUAAUAAUGAAGAAUUGGAUAAAAUAAAGAAAUAGAAUUAAGUUGAAAAUGAAAAAUAAUAAAAAAAAAUCGAAGAAUCUCAAAAAGAAGUGGAAGCCUUGACUAAAAUGAAUAUAAAUUUAAUAAAAAGUCAGGAAAAAUUACAAAAGGAGUUUAAAAUUAAAGAAAUCGAUUAUUAAAAAUAACUUAAAGAAAUGUAAAAAUUAAUAAAAUCUCAAGAAUAAACCUUAAACGGAGGUCAAAACUAAGAAAAUGUACCUAAAUUCGAAAUUAAAGGUUUGGAAAAAUAUUCUGGUAAAAACUUGAAUUUUAGAACUUUUAAUAGUAAUUUAGAAAUAGAAUUUUCUGAAUUAUAAAUCGAAAAAUAAAUAUCAGAAGGGGGCUAUGGGAUUAUUUAUAGAGCCAAAUGGAGAGAAACUACUGUCGCAGUUAAAAAAUUCAAAAUAGAUUCAAUUACGGAAAGUAAUAUUAGAGAUUUCCUUUCAGAAUGUCAUGCAAUGGAAGCUUUGAGGCAUCCAAAUAUAGUCAUGUUUUUAGGCGCCUGUACUAAACCUCCUAAUUUUUGUAUUAUUUUGGAAUUCUGUCAUAGAGGAAGUCUUUGGAGUUUACUUUAGAAUCAUGAAAUAGCGUUAUCCUGGGAAGAAAGAAGGAAAAUUGCAAUAGACGCAGCAAAAGGGGUACAUUAUUUACACUCUUGUAAUCCACCAGUACUUCAUAGAGAUUUGAAAAGCUUGAAUUUAUUAUUAGAUGAUAAUUUGACUUGUAAAUUAGCUGAUUUUGGAUGGACAAAAGCUAUGGAUAAUUAUAUGUCAAAUAGAAUAGGUACAUAUUAAUGGAUGGCUCCAGAAGUAAUUUCUUCAAAUAGUUAUACCGAAAAAGCUGAUGUUUUUAGUUAUGGGAUUAUUUUAUGGGAAAUAUCAUCUAGAGAACCUCCUUAUAGAAAUAAAUCUGGAUAAACUGUUUCUGUUGAAGUACUUUAAAAUGAUUUAAGACCAAGUAUUCCUAAAAAAACACCAGAAGGUUUUUGUAAUUUAAUGAAAAGAUGUUGGGAUAGAGAUCCUUAAAAAAGACCUUCUUUUAAAGAAAUUAUUAGAAUUUUAGAAACAAUUUCAUUAAAAUGAUGAUUAAUUAUAUUUUUUUUUACAUAUAUUUUAUUAU